This is a messenger RNA of Adineta ricciae, 1041 nucleotides long. NCBI's taxonomy places the organism in Eukaryota, Metazoa, Rotifera, Eurotatoria, Adinetida, Adinetidae. The record is from the annotation of a GenBank genome assembly.
AUGACUUAUCAAAAAUUGAAUCAUCAACAAAAGGAUGGCAAUACUCCUCUCCAUGCAGCUUGCAUAAACAAUCACAAUGACAUAGUUAUUCUAUUACUGAACAAGGAAGACAUUUGCGCGAGACGUCUACGUAACAAAGAAGGUAAAACUGCGUAUGACUAUACAAAAUCCAGUGAAAUUCGACGAUUAUUUUGCCGUCCGGAAACUGCAACAAUCGCACGUUUGCAGGAUGAUCAACCAACAUCAUCUCUCCAACCCGUUCUCGCAACCAAUAUGGAUUCAAAGGAGACAAUUCCUGACGAUUGGGUUCGCGGUUAUACGAAUGCCAAGCAAAAUUUCGAUGGACAAUUCAUGCUUGCUUUACAAAAUGCUCCCUUGCCAUUGAAAGUUCUGAUUAAAAUGCGAACAAGAAACGAAGCUGAACAAACAUUCGAAGCAUUUUUGGAAAAAUGUAGUCAACUUCAACCAAACAAACGCCAUUUGCUCAUGACAGAAUUUGAACGAUAUAAAAAAACGAGGAAUAUCGAACAUCUACUGACAAUUUACACGUUGGAAACAGUUGUUUACAAGAAAUUACAAGACGAAAUGAAUGCUUAUACAACUUUGAUCUUUCUCAGUUUGAAAAAACUAGCCAGCCGAAGGUAUAAAGGAGUGAGUUAUCGAGGUGCUGCAAUGACUCAACAGGAUGUUAAUGCGUAUAAAUGGGCACAAAAGAGCAAAGACUACAUAUUAGAAACUCGUGUAUUUCAAUCGACAUCUCUAUCCGAAGAAUUCUCGAACUUAUUCGCAGUAUCUCGUCCAGACGAUGGAAAAAUAUGUGGUGUUCUAUUCGAAUAUAUUUUCGACAUAGAAUGUGCAACGGCGAUCCAACUGGGAGAAAUUUCAUUUUUCGAACAAGAACAAGAAGUUCUGAUAUUACCAUUUACAUUAUUCAAAGUGGAAAGCGUCAAUUUUGAUGAACCAUCGAGUCAUUAUCGUAUCACUCUUCGGUAUAUUCGAUCGACGGAAAAAUCUUUUCUUUCAUCAUGGUGGAAUGCAUAA